Molecule: messenger RNA, 2091 nt
Organism: Corylus avellana
Lineage: Eukaryota; Viridiplantae; Streptophyta; Magnoliopsida; Fagales; Betulaceae
Biological process (GO): protein dephosphorylation
Cellular component (GO): protein phosphatase type 2A complex; nucleus; cytoplasm
Molecular function (GO): protein phosphatase regulator activity; protein binding
Source: RefSeq, a predicted model, not a curated record
UCUCAUUCACUCAACACAAAAAAGUGCUCUCUCGAGUCUCUCUGUGUUGUGAAUCAGAGGCAGCCGGCGGGAACUCGUUGAGAUCCGAUAUCUUUGAAAUAAGAUGUAUACAGCUGAUGAACCACUAUAUCCAAUAGCCGUGCUCAUAGAUGAGCUGAAAAAUGAGGACAUCCAGCUGCGGCUGAACUCAAUUCGGAGGCUAUCCACAAUUGCACGUGCUCUUGGGGAGGAACGGACACGAAAGGAACUGAUCCCAUUUUUGAAUGAAAACAACGAUGAUGAUGAUGAGGUGCUUCUUGCGAUGGCGGAAGAGUUGGGGGUGUUUAUUCCAUACGUUGGGGGAGUGGAGCAUGCCCAUGUUUUGCUCCCACCUUUGGAGACCCUUUGCACUGUUGAGGAAACCUGUGUGAGGGAAAAAGCUGCGGAGUCGCUGUGUAGAAUUGGCUCUCAGAUGAGAGAGAGUGAUUUGGUUGACUGGUUUAUUCCUCUGGUCAAGAGAUUGGCAGCUGGUGAAUGGUUUACAGCACGAGUCUCUGCAUGUGGAUUGUUUCAUAUUGCCUACCCUAGUGCCCCAGAGACGUUGAAGAUAGAGUUGCGGUCAAUAUACAGUCAGUCUUGUCAAGAUGACAUGCCUAUGGUUAGGAGGUCCGCUGCAAUGAAUCUGGGGAAAUUUGCUGCAACUGUUGAAUCUGCUCAUCUAAAAACCGACAUCCUGUCAAUGUUCGAGGAUCUUACACAGGAUGAUCAAGAUUCUGUUCGAUUGUUGGCCGUCGAAGGCUGUGCGGCUCUUGGCAAGUUGUUGGAACCCCAGGACUGUAUUGCACAUAUUCUACCUGUUAUUGUUAGUUUCUCUCAGGAUAAGUCUUGGCGGGUGCGUUACAUGGUUGCAAAUCAAUUAUAUGAACUUUGUGAAGCUGUCGGGCCUGAGCCUACUAGGACGGAGUUAGUCCCUGCCUAUGUGCGGUUGCUUCGAGAUAAUGAGGCUGAAGUACGAAUAGCAGCUGCUGGCAAAGUAACUAAGUUUUGCCGGAUUUUAAAUCCUGAACUUGCAAUUCAGCAUAUUCUUCCUUGUGUGAAGGAGCUGUCAUCAGAUUCUUCUCAGCAUGUCCGCUCUGCUUUGGCUUCAGUUAUAAUGGGAAUGGCUCCUGUCUUAGGAAAGGAUGCCACAAUUGAACAGCUCCUUCCAAUUUUCCUUUCUCUUCUGAAGGAUGAAUUUCCUGAUGUACGCCUCAAUAUUAUCAGCAAGCUUGAUCAAGUGAAUCAGGUAAUUGGAAUCGAUCUGCUGUCUCAAUCCUUGUUACCAGCCAUUGUUGAGCUUGCAGAGGAUAGACAUUGGAGAGUACGGCUUGCAAUAAUAGAGUAUAUCCCUUUAUUGGCAAGUCAAUUGGGUGUUGGGUUUUUUGACGAUAAGCUAGGUGCUCUUUGCAUGCAGUGGUUAAAGGAUAAGGUUUACUCAAUCCGUGAUGCAGCUGCUAACAACUUGAAGCGCCUUGCAGAAGAGUUCGGUCCAGAGUGGGCAAUGCAGCACAUAAUUCCACAGGUUCUGGAGAUGACUAACAAUCCACACUAUUUGCAUCGGAUGACCAUUCUGCGGGCAAUCUCUCUCCUUGCUUCUGUUGUGGGCUCAGAAAUAACAAAUUCAAAACUGUUGCCAGUGGUCAUCAAUGCAUCAAAGGACAGGGUACCCAACAUAAAGUUCAAUGUGGCAAAGGUGCUCCAGUCCCUCAUCCCUAUUGUAGAUCACUCGGUGGUGGAGAAGACUAUCCGUCCCUGUUUGGUUGACCUGAGUGAGGACCCAGAUGUUGAUGUCCGAUUUUUCGCCAACCAAGCUCUUCAGUCCAUUGAUCAUGUUAUGAUGUCUAGCUAGACAGCGUCCUUCCACAAUUUCCCCACCGGACACAAGUUUAUAUGCCUUCCUUUUUGCUGGAGGUGAUAUUUUCUUUUGCGCAUAAAAUUUGUCGCGUCUUCUUUCGUCGUGAUUUUUUUAGUGGUGCUUUAGUAUAUUGUGACUAACAUUCUGAGCCAUUUAUGGCUACUGAAGUUGUGUGAUCGGAUGUGGAAAAUAUAACAUAAUAUGAUCCAUUUUUGUUA